AAGAUUGGCUUCGAAAACGCCAGCCCGGAACAAUGUUGUGGUGGAGUGCCAACCUUCGUGAACUUGAUUGGGAUCGUGCGCAAUCGGCCUUGCGUCGUCGGAUCUCUCAGCAGCGGUAUCCUCCUGCGACUGGACCUUCCGGUAGCAGGAACGAAAGAGUACGCAAUGCUACACUUGAACAACGCUUUGCUGCGAUUGUCUGGUUACUCUCGAGCUCCAAAGGCAUGGCAGAGCUGACCAUCGAGCACGGUUACACCCCACCCACAUUCCGGAUUUCCAGAAUGUCCUCUAUUUUGAGCUCCAUGAUCGGCAGCUGCUGGGUUGCGUUUCCUGCUCAAACCGGGGCUUGGGAGAAAGUACUGAUGAACUCCGAAAGGGAUGGAUGUAUAUGCCUCCGAACGCGUCGGGACGCUCUUCGCACGUGGUUUGAUAUGUUGGUUUGGUUGGAAGGUAUCCCUCCGUCAUUGGAAGGAAUCGAUGAUGAGUCAUGCAUGCGUUGCCGGACCUUGUAGGGUCCAGUCACGCUACCAUGAGGAUCUAGCUAUUGAUGGAGUGGUGCGCCCGGAUUCCCAGUUGUGGAAUAUCAUGUGCUACCACGCUAUCCGCACCACACGACGGGAUAAUGCCGAGCUGCUCGCCAUCUCUUCGAAGCGUAUAAGCCAAACGGGCAAGCGACUAGUGGAAAGAACGCUAAACCCCGUGUUAAAGCGCGGUCAGAUAGACCUCACGUUUGCUCCGCACAUCAACGAGUAUCCGAAAGACUUGCGUUUCUCUGCUGCACAGAUGUCCUGCAUACUUCCUGCGGAUACGCAGCUAAACACUUCGUGGCCUGUCCAACUUCCGGAUAAUGUUUUGGAGGAUGCAAACGAUCCCUGGAUCAUGCUAGGCAUCAUUGCAUGGAUGUCCGCUUGUUGUCGUUCUGGUUUUGAAGAGUCCACUCGCCAGGACCGACAUGACGAGCGGUGGCACACCCACUAUCUCGACUAUGCGAGCGAGUUCACCGAGUUCCUUUAUAUGCCUGGACGCCUUCCACGAUUAUCUGCAGCAGGCAUCGAGCUCUGCCAUCGACUUCGCAUAAGCGAAUCCGACAGAACUGUCCUAUCUCAGUUUGGAAGUGACCCCCGGCAGUGGUGUCUCAUUGUUUACGUUGCUGUGGCCAUGUUCCUGCGCAGCAGAGAUGUCAGUCUUCCUGGCUGUCCGAGGUGUCGGGUUCUCUUUGAAAGGUCCUGUACCACCGCUUCGCCGACUUUGAAAGUCGAUGUGACAGGUUCUGGCGAACCGCAGCCGACCUUCCCCACAAACGGUGCUGAUGACGCUCAGCGCUUACCUGACCUGCUCCUCCGGUCUUCGCUAGACCAUAAGAGUACGAAGCACCUUGUUGAUGAUGACAUGCACGCGGCAGACAAGUUUCCAUCCAUCCAUCGGUCUAAUCUCCCCGUCUCUGGCCCUACCGCAUGUCGCUCUGAAACCUCCCUCCCGGAACCCGCGGGAAUGGAGGCAUUCACGAGCAUCACGCACAACAAAACUCUUUCCAAAAAUGAAAUGCAGUCGCGAUUGACUCAGCAGUUCCACAUACUGCUCCAAUACGUAGAUUUCCUCGGGUUAGAUACCUCCACUUGUUUCCGUAAUCCCGAUGGGGAUAACACGCCAUAUCUCGGGAGCCCAACGGAAAAGCUUCCAGCAGGCGGUUUACUGAGAGAAUCCCUCCCUGACCCUUCGAGACUUACGGAGUUAGAUAUGAUUGAAACAAUUAAAGAUAAGUUCCUUGAGAUGCUCCGGGAACUCGAUUUACCAUGUGAGCACUUGCCUUGGUAUACCCUUGAGAAAGACCUAGAGGAGCACGGGUUUGUACUCGUCAAUUGGCCGGCUGGGGUUCGCAAGCGCGGCAAUAAAGGAAUCCGUGACUUGAGUACAGCGGACAUCAACUCACUCUACCAGGCGAUUAUGCACUCGGACGAAGCGUCUCGGCUUCGUAUUUGCCGCCGCCCACCAGAACUUACAGUGGUUCCAGCAAACUAUACACUACCCAAUUCAUCAAGCUCGAAGCGGCCCAUGCAGUUCGGCGACUCGGGCGGCCACCCGCCAAAAAGAACCAGAUUCAAGGAUGAGACUACGAGACUCUUCACACCAAGUCUCAUCUAAAACUCGUGCCGAGUCAAGGACUUCGUUUACAUAUUACAACAAUUGACCAUUGGUUACAGUAAUGCAUGUAUUAUUUGACUGCGUACCGCUCAUAAUAUUUGUAUAUAUAGGACUUUUCAUCGGAUUUAGACUUUGACUACAAUAUGUACUUAUCUUGACGCCGUAUACCGUGCCAUUUGUGUGGUGAAUGCGGUGUACCGAACUUUGCAUUUUAUUUGGCAUAUUAGAUUGACUGUAUUUUACAUACAAGUACGGAUUCAGAUGCACCGAAGGUCACCGCUAAGCAGUCCAAAAGAACAUU
Molecule: messenger RNA, 2443 nt
Organism: Pisolithus orientalis
Lineage: Eukaryota; Fungi; Basidiomycota; Agaricomycetes; Boletales; Pisolithaceae
Exons: 6
Coding region: 379-2142 (587 amino acids)
Source: RefSeq, a predicted model, not a curated record